CGCAAGUUGGCUCUGUGAUUUAUUUCUUAACUGAAACUGUGAAACCUACACGAACCCCCCCUCUCCUCUUCGUCUUCUUCUUCUCUCCUCAAACUGUUUCCAUCGUCCUCCAUCUCCUGUCAGACCCCCGCAGCACUGACCCGACAGAGGAGGGGGACUUUACCCCUGAUGGUGUUUACGCCCACCGACUGAGGUCAAUCUAGGGGAAGGUCUGCCGUAAAUUGUUGAUUGGAUGCCGCGGACGGACAGCCAAUUUCUCGCCAGUGCUGUUCCUGAUAGGAGAGCGAAGCUAAAUGUGAGCACCUGAAGCACCAUAGGCCUGACCAUGUUCACUGGAGCAAGAUGACUUUACCCAACAAGUCAGACGACACCUCCUCCCCCUCCUUCCCUCUCUCUUCCCUUGAACAUAAUUUCUCUGUCUAUGUCACCAAUGACCCCUCGUACUCCCUCAUAUCCUUCCCCACAUCCUCUUCCUCUUUGCUGACUUCCACCAACUGCACCAGCUCUGCUUCACCCUACUCUCCGCCAUACAACUUCUAUGCGGUGCUGUUAGUCCUCCUGAUCUUCUGCGUGGUGUUUGGUAAUGUGCUGGUGUGCGUGGCGGUGUCUCGAGAACGUGCCCUGCAGACCACCACCAACUACCUCAUCGUCUCACUGGCUGUUUCUGACCUGCUGCUGGCCACGCUGGUCAUGCCUUGGGGCGUAUACCUGGAGGUGGUCGGAGAGUGGCGAUUCAGCCUCAUCCACUGUGACAUCCUGCUCACCCUGGACGUCAUGAUGUGCACAGCCAGUAUCCUCAACCUCUGCGCCAUCAGCAUCGACAGAUAUACAGCGGUGGCAAUGCCAUUGCUCUACAACACCAGAUACAGCUCCAGGAGGAGGGUGGCGGUGAUGAUUUCGGUUGUGUGGUUCCUUUCUUUUGCCAUCUCCUGCCCUUUACUGUUUGGGCUGAACAACACUGCAAAUCGUGAAGGCACCACGUGCAGCUUUGCAGACCCGGCAUUUGUGGUGUACUCAUCUGUGGCCUCCUUCUACGUUCCCUUCAUUGUAACAUUGCUGGUGUACGCGCAGAUCUGCCUGGUGCUGCGCAAACGCGGCAGACGCACUGCCCCGCCACGCAGACACGGUUUGCUUGCGCAAGGUGCGGCUGAAGCAGAAGGUCACCGACACAGGAAGAAUAAGUGUACACAACCAGAAGAUGUGAAGCUGUGCACCCUGAUCCUGAGACCUGCCUCUGCAACCCCACAGCGCAAGAAAGUGAGCCUGGUUAAAGAGGCGGUGGUUCACCCUCUUGAAGUGGAGCCAGGUCAUUUCCUGCCACAGAAUGAGCAAGGUCUGGCUCCUCCGCCUCCUCCUCAGGCCUCUUCGAAAUCUGGACGACCCCGGAUCUCCCUGUCCAUCUCGGUUGGACCUGCUCCUGUUCUCCCCUCAACUGUGACACGAUCGGCUCUGACACCUCGUCCUCCCACCCUUGAGGAUGGCAUGAGGGGCCGUGAGGGAUGGAGGGAGCGCAGUGCAGGCAAAGAGAAAUGGGGCAUCACCAAGGAAAGGGUGAGAGGGAGGCUGUCACAGCAGAAGGAGAGAAAGGCGACUCAGAUGCUUGCUAUUGUGCUCGGUGUGUUCAUUAUCUGCUGGCUGCCUUUCUUUCUGACCCAUGUACUGAAGGCCCACUGCAGAAGCUGCUGCAUCUCACCCUCUCUGUACAGCGCCGUUACCUGGCUGGGAUACCUCAACAGUGCCGUCAACCCUGUCAUAUACACCACUUUCAACAUUGAAUUUCGCAAAGCCUUCAUCAAGAUCCUGCACUGCUAGUCCAAAAGGAUGAGAGGUGUCAGUUGUCCAAAAAUAAAAAAAUAAAAACGCCUGA
This is a messenger RNA of Pundamilia nyererei, 1867 nucleotides long. RefSeq names its product dopamine receptor D2 like (gene drd2l). Gene Ontology annotation, biological process: phospholipase C-activating dopamine receptor signaling pathway; negative regulation of voltage-gated calcium channel activity; negative regulation of synaptic transmission, glutamatergic. The transcript is spliced from 8 exons. Bases 343 to 1812 code for a protein of 489 amino acids. Gene Ontology annotation, cellular component: glutamatergic synapse; presynaptic membrane; plasma membrane. Gene Ontology annotation, molecular function: G protein-coupled receptor activity; dopamine neurotransmitter receptor activity, coupled via Gi/Go. Lineage: Eukaryota; Metazoa; Chordata; Actinopteri; Cichliformes; Cichlidae. The record is from RefSeq and is a predicted model, not a curated record.